AUGACCUUGAUCUUCCUGCUGGUCAUCCACACACCCUCCCUCCCCCGUGCCUGCCCCAGCCCCUGUGCUGCCAUUGACCGGGAGUGCGCAUUGGCUGAUGCACCACCAGAGGGAGACACUGGCCUCUCAGACACUUACCUUCUGCCUUCAGAAGCACAGGGGAGCAGCAGUCUGAGCAAAGAGCACCCCCAAGAGAGGGUAACAGUGACACCUCUGAAUCCAGCAAAUCCUGCACAGUCAGGGGAAGAGCUUCUGGAGCCUGAAUUGGAAGGGGCAGCCCCCUCAUCCCCCUCAGUGGGUCAAGACCCUAAGGCCCUGUCAGCCCUGUCAACGCAGACUCCAGAAGAGGCGGGCAGCAAGCACACCACCGCCCCCAGGAAGAGGCUGCCCUCGCUCAAGCAGGUGAACUUGGCCAGGAAACAGCUGAGGCCCAAGACCACCUCCACAGCUGCCCUCCUGAGGACCGGGUCCCAGCAAGCAUCCUCAGACCCGGGCCUCCUCGCUGCCAUCACCGAGAAGCCCCAUCCACCAGCCGACCUGGACCCAAUGGCCUUGGCAGGAGAGGGGACCCGCCAGCUGUCCUCAGAGGAGCCCAUCUGGCUGGACAGGAAGGACAGUGCGGUCCCUACCACACCUGCUCCCCUGCAGAUCUCCCCCUUCACCUCACAGCCCUUCAUGGCUCACACCCUGCCCCAGAGGCCAGACCCUGGGGAGCUGGUGAUACCUGAGGAGGCCCAAGAAGCUCCUCCAGAGGAUGCCAGUCCCAUGACCCUGAUGGACAAAGGUGAGAAUGAGCUGACCGGGUCAGCUUCGGAGGAGAGUCAGGAGACCACCACAUCCACCAUCAUCACCACCACAGUCAUCACCACUGAGCAGGCCCCAGCCCUCUGCAGCGUGAGCUUCUCCGAUCCCGAAGGGUACAUUGACUCCAUUGACUACCCACCGCUGCCCCUCAACAGCUUCCUGGAGUGCACGUACAACGUGACUGUCUACACUGGCUAUGGGGUAGAGCUGCAGGUGAAGAAUGUGAACCUGUCUGAGGGGGAGCUCCUCUCCAUCCGUGGAGUGGACGGCCCCACCCUGACAGUCCUGGCAAACCAGACGCUCCUGGUAGAGGGGCAGGUCAUCAGAAGCCCCACCAACACCAUCUCUGUUUACUUCCGGACCUUCCAGGAUGACGGCCUUGGAACCUUCCAGUUGCACUACCAGGCCUUCAUGCUGAGCUGCAGCUUCCCGCACAGGCCCGACUUUGGCGAUGUCACGGUGAUGGACCUGCACUCGGGCGGGGCGGCCCACUUCCACUGCCAGCUGGGCUACGAGCUGCAGGGCGCCAAGACCCUGACGUGCAUCAACGCCUCCAAGCCCCACUGGAGCAGCCGGGAGCCCAUGUGCUCAGCUCCUUGUGGAGGGGCCGUGCACAAUGCCACCAUCGGCCGGGUCCUCUCCCCAAGUUACUCCGGAAAUGCCAACGGGAGCCAGUUCUGUGUCUGGACCAUUGAGGCUCCAGAAGGCCAGAAGCUGCACCUGCACUUUGAGAGGCUGUCACUGCAUGAGAAGGACAGGAUGCUGGUCUACAGUGGGCUGACCAACAAGACAGCUCUCCUCUACGACUCCUUUCAAACAGAGAGUGUCCCCUUUGAGGGGCUGCUGAGCGAAGGCAACACCAUCCGCAUCGAGUUCACCUCCGACCAGGCGCGAGCGGCCUCAGUCUUCAACAUCCGAUUCGAGGCCUUUGAGAAAGGCCACUGCUACGAGCCCUACAUUCAGAAUGGGAACUUCACCACAUCCGACCCCACCUACAACAUCGGGACCAUAGUGGAGUUUACCUGCGACCCUGGCCACUCUCUGGAGCAAGGCCCCGCCAUCAUCGAGUGCAUCAACGUGCGGGACCCAUACUGGAAUGACACGGAGCCCCUGUGCAGAGCAAUGUGUGGUGGGGAGCUCUCUGCCGUGGCUGGGGUGGUGCUCUCCCCAAACUGGCCAGAACCCUACGUGGAAGGUGAAGAUUGUAUCUGGAAGAUCCACGUAGGGGAGGAGAAACGGAUCUUCCUAGAUAUCCAGUUCCUCAACCUGAGCAACAGUGACAUCCUGACCAUCUACGACGGAGAUGAGGUCACACCCCACAUCUUGGGGCAGUACCUUGGCAGCAGUGGGCCCCAGAAGCUGUACUCCUCCACGCCAGACCUGACCAUCCAGUUCCACUCGGACCCUGCCGGCCUCAUCUUUGGGAAGGGCCAGGGGUUCAUCAUGAACUACAUAGAGGUGUCAAGGAACGACUCCUGCUCAGAUUUGCCUGAGAUCCAGAAUGGCUGGAAAACCACGUCUCAUACAGAGCUUGUGCGGGGAGCCAAAAUCACCUACCAGUGUGACCCCGGCUAUGACAUUGUGGGGAGUGACACCCUCACAUGCCAGUGGGACCUCAGCUGGAGCAGCGACCCCCCAUUUUGUGAGAAAAUUAUGUACUGCACCGACCCUGGAGAAGUGGACCACUCGACCCGCUUGAUCUCGGACCCUGUUCUGCUGGUGGGCACCACCAUCCAAUACACCUGCAACCCGGGCUUUGUGCUUGAAGGGAGCUCUCUGCUCACAUGCUACAGCAGAGAAACCGGCACUCCCAUCUGGACAUCACGCCUGCCCCACUGUGUCUCGGAGGAGUCCCUGGCCUGCGACAACCCAGGGUUACCUGAAAACGGGUACCAAAUCCUGUACAAGCGGCUCUACCUGCCGGGGGAGUCUCUCACCUUCAUGUGCUACGAAGGCUUCGAGCUCAUGGGCGAAGUGACCAUCCGAUGCAUCCUGGGGCAGCCAUCCCACUGGAACGGGCCGCUGCCUGUCUGCAAAGUUAAUCAAGACAGCUUUGAGCACGCUUUAGAAGUAGCAGAAGCGGCAGCAGAGACCUCACUGGAAGGGGGCAACAUGGCCCUGGCAAUCUUCAUCCCGGUCCUCAUCAUCUCUUUGCUGCUGGGAGGAGCCUACAUUUAUAUCACCAGAUGUCGCUAUUACUCCAACCUCCGCCUGCCCCUGAUGUACUCGCACCCCUACAGCCAGAUCACCGUGGAAACCGAGUUUGACAACCCCAUUUAUGAGACCGGGGAAACCAGAGAGUAUGAAGUUUCCAUCUAAAGAGAGCUACACUGGAGAAGGGAACCGGCAGAUAGGAACUCAACUACAACCUCCUCGAGAAAUUCAUCCAGAGAUCAUGUGGCAUUUGAUAGAAACCCCAGAG
Talpa occidentalis (Iberian mole) is the source of this 3226-nucleotide messenger RNA. It is a transcript of the gene SEZ6L, whose product is annotated as seizure related 6 homolog like. The record is from RefSeq and is a predicted model, not a curated record. Bases 1 to 3123 code for a protein of 1040 amino acids. Gene Ontology annotation, cellular component: endoplasmic reticulum; neuronal cell body. The transcript is spliced from 17 exons. Gene Ontology annotation, biological process: synapse maturation. NCBI's taxonomy places the organism in Eukaryota, Metazoa, Chordata, Mammalia, Eulipotyphla, Talpidae.